This is a messenger RNA of Pieris napi, 6360 nucleotides long. RefSeq names its product la-related protein 1 (gene larp). The record is from RefSeq and is a predicted model, not a curated record. Gene Ontology annotation, biological process: mRNA stabilization; positive regulation of translation. Gene Ontology annotation, molecular function: RNA cap binding. Bases 462 to 4262 code for a protein of 1266 amino acids. NCBI's taxonomy places the organism in Eukaryota, Metazoa, Arthropoda, Insecta, Lepidoptera, Pieridae. Gene Ontology annotation, cellular component: cytoplasmic stress granule; cytosol. The transcript has 28 exons.
AUUAGAAGUCAGCCUUCUGCAAGUUCCGUGUGUGUUGCGGAAAAUACCCUUUUUGGGCGUCCGACCACAUGUGUGAAUUGUGAACAAAAUAUGGUUUUUGAGUGAUUUUCGGUAUUGAAAGACCUGUACGGUGGUGUUAUAUACUUCCAAUUGUUACGAAAACGACUCCUUGUGUUCAAGUGCUUGAAAAAGUUGGAACAAAUCGACGGAAGUGAAUUUUUUCGAUGUAAAUACGAUCGGUACAGGGUCAACCUGGUGAGCAUUGCGAUUUGUGCGCAUAUAUCUCAGUGACCAAGUUUUUGUUGGAUAGAUUAGUGAUACAGAUUUGACCUUCGAUAUUUCGGGAAAGUUUUUCGAUUGCUAGUUUUGUUGCAAGCAUGUGUUGAGGUUCCAUGGCGUCGCGCUCGUGAUCGUCGGUUGGCGCGGAGCGCGCGCCUGCACUUACAUAACUUAGCUGUGGUAUGGCCACACAGGUCUCCGUUGAGGGAAGCGGACCCUCUUAUGCGUCAGUGUUAAAUUUCGGUGGUGCGGAGAGUAACAAAGAAAACAUUGAGUCCACGGAGGUCGUGGAAACUCCUCCUCGACAUGAAGACGAGGGGGAGGAAGGUUUUGUGCCUGUGGUUUCGCACACGAGAAGGCCAGGAAAGAGCCGCAGAGAACGGGAGCGUAGGGCGGCUCCUCGGGCUCAUAACAAGGCAUCGCAGUCACAUUCAGAGCCCCAGCCAGCUCCUGAGCAGCAGCAAUCAACAGAUCCCCAGCCUAAGAAAUUUGUCGAGGCUCCAAUACCCAAAGUUAACCCUUGGCAGGUUCGUGGUGGCAGUACCGGAGUGCCUCCGCCAGCGCCGCCCGCCCAUGAUACGGAGAAGAGAUCGCCUCUACUGCCGCAGCAUCAGCAACAACCUAGGCCUGCACCAGUGCCGGUUGUAGCACCAGUUCCAGAACCGCCACCGCCUGUUGUAGUGAAACCUAUAGUGGUAAAAGCAGUGAAGAAUGUCAAAAUCAAUCAAAAGGCAUCAGAUUUCACGGAUAUAGGCGAUUGGCCGACGCUAGGCGCUGCAGUGGCCGCUCGAUGUCAUUCGACACCGCCGCCGCACGAUGACCCCGCGCACCAUAAUGGCAAUGCGGACCAAGAGAGGAACCCUCCAGAAGAACCGCCCAAGCCAGAAAAGGUGGAGCAACAGAAUCACACCGAUAAACACGCGCAUAGCGACAAGAAUAAGAAUACUGCUGGAAGAGGCGGUAAUAAGUCGGGCAAACAUAAAUGGGUGCCGUUGGAUAUUGAUGUAAAGGCUGCUCGUCCGGGCAAGCAUGCUGCUCAACAUAAUGCCAGACAGGAUAACGAUACAGUGUCCCUGAAUGGGGAAGACAGACAGAGGGGUGCUACACGCGGUAGGGGCGCAGUAAGGGGUGCAAGGGGGGUCAGGCGGCCAGGUCCCCGUCCUGCAUCCGUUCACUCGCAUCCUCAUCCGCUGUACCAUCACCCGGAUUAUCCGCAUCACGAUUUGGCACAGCUCCGAGUUGCUCAGCCGGCGAUGCCUCAGGGUCUCGUGCUGCACUACGGGAUCGGGGCUCUAGGGCCCCCCGGAGCGCUCGCCCCUGGAGCCAUAGCUCCUGGGGGUCUGACGCCAGGGGCUCUUACCCCGGCUAUGGCGCCUCCAUUGGCCCAGGCGUACUACUUUGGUGCUGCGGCGGCGAAUACAGCUGCCUUCGGAAUUGGAUUGGACCAAGUCACGCUUAAAGAUCUUAUUAAGAAACAGAUCGAGUACUACUUCAGUCCGGACAACUUAGCGCGUGAUUUCUUCCUCCGUCGCAAGAUGUCGUCCGACGGGACAAUUCCCGUGACGUUGAUCGCGUCCUUCCACCGCGUACGUGCGCUCACGGCUGACGUGCAACUGGUGCUUGAUGCUAUACGGGAUUCUGAUAAGCUGGAACUCAUACAAGGAUUUAAGGUGCGAACAGCUAUUGAGCCUAUGAAAUGGGUGUUAGCUGACAUCGCGUUAGGUGCAAAUGACGAAGAGAAAACUGAAAAAACUGAAGACACGAACAAAUCCCAGAAAACCGAAACCAUUGAUAAAACAGACAUAGAAAAUCAAUCUGAAGAUAAAGGAGAGAAAACGGAGAGUUUGGAUAAAGAGAGUUCUGAUAAGGAGACAGUUGAAGAUAAACCAGAGGAGGAUUUUCGCGGGGAGCGGAUAGAAGACCCGCCGAGGAUAGAUAGUGAAGAUGUUGAACUGAAAACAAUUCCUGAAACCGCCCGGCAAUCCGCUAACGAAACAAACGAAAUUAAAGAUGUAGUAAAAAGUGAAGUGAAGGAGGCAAGUGAAGAAAAUAACGAUGUGGAUGAGGAAGUGAAAACCGAUGAAGCGCAAAAGGACUCCAAUGAUGACCCCCCGCUACAGUCUGAUGGGUCUGAGAAGCCUGGGGAGAAACGCCGUAAGAAGCAAAUGGUGGGAAUUUUCCCGCUAGCGACCAUGGGUGGUCCCCUGGUAGCGCCCGUUUCUAGUUUGUUGCGAUGCGUUCCGCCGCCGCCAUUGCCCAGAAUGUUCCGGAGCAGUCAUGGCCCGGGUUCCAUAUCGCCCCUUGCAAGGGACAACCUAAACCCGGAUGUACCCGAGUUUGUUCCGCAGGCUGUGAGGCAACAGGAACCAAUUGAAAAAGGAGCAACGGAGCAGCUUAACAGCCCCAACAAUGAAAGGGCAGAUCCUAAUGUCUGGACAGAGGUGAAACGUCGCACAAAAGCCGGGUCCCGUGAGCGAGGUAACGCACGCGAGGAACCCGAGGAGCCUCGCGAAGAGCUGCACUUCCAGCUGGAUGAAGAGCUGGAUUUGCCCCCGCCGAGGCAUAACACCUUCACUGACGCAUGGUCUGACGACGAAUCGGAAUCGGAGUUCACAGACGGGGACAUAGGCCGGCUGCUCAUCGUAACCCAGACGACUACCAGAGCGCCUAAACAUGACGGAUACGACCGCCAAGGCGAUUGGUCCACUCGCACUAAGAUCACUCAGGACUUGGAGCAGGUGAUCACAGAUGGACUCCGACGCUAUGAAGAGGAUUUGUGGGGGGAAUUUUCUAUGUGUAACAGUGGUGGCAGUCAGUACCGCACCGUGUCUUUGAUCAGUCGAGAGCAGUUUGAAGCCACUGUUCCUGCUGAGAAGCACAGCAACCCCGUGGAGCCUCCACCACCGCCGCCGCAUCAAACGCAACAGAUGGAGUCCCAAAACGAAGUGGGCAAGGCGAAGCGACCAAGACGUACUGCACGCUUCUACGCCGCGAGCAAGGACCCGCACGCCACUGAUGUCAUAAGCAGCCGCAAACACAAGACGCGGCACAGCCUGAACCCUCCAGUGGAGCAUCACAUCGGGUGGGUCAUGGACAUCCGCGAGCACAGGAGACAUCAUAGGGAUAGCGGAUCUUCUCUCGGCACUUCACCGACACUAGGCUCGUCAUGCGGCUCCGCUCCUCAAUCGUUGCCCGCCUUCCAUCACCCGUCGCACGGAUUGCUUCGAGAGAACCACUUCACGCAACAGGCCUAUCACAAAUAUCACUCACGGUGCCUCAAAGAACGCAAGAAGCUCGGAAUCGGUCAGUCGCAAGAGAUGAACACACUCUUCCGUUUCUGGUCCUUCUUCCUUCGGGAUCACUUUAACAGGACCAUGUACAACGAAUUCAGAGCGUUGGCGAAUGAAGACGCUAUUGCUGGUUUCCGGUACGGCCUCGAAUGCCUUUUCCGUUUCUACUCGUACGGACUUGAGCGUAAAUUCCGUCCGGAACUGUACAAAGACUUCCAAACUGAAACUAUGCAGGACUAUGAGAAUGGUGGUCAAUUAUAUGGAUUAGAAAAGUUCUGGGCGUUCCUGAAAUACUACAAACAUGCUGCAGCGCUUCAAGUCGAGCCUAAACUUAAAGGAUACCUCGCCAACUUUAACACCAUCGAGGACUUCAGGGUACUUGAGCCCCAAUUAAACGAACUAUUGGGUGCGCAAGGACCCAAUGCACCAGGCCGCGGACCCCACGCCCGGCCAUACGACAGACACAGAUCUGUGUCCGAAAGCGAUAGACCACACCAUCAGCACCACAGGAACUAUUUCAAAGCUCCAAACACAUCUGGCAACAACGAACGCGGCCGAGCUGGCUCUUGCGGCGCACAGAGCGUUGUCGCUAUCAACAGGACCAGGCGUAGCACCAAAAUCAAAACCGGAUCAAGAAAUGAAGCAGCCGGUCGCGGCGCGUACGCAGUGAUGCGUUCAGAGGAACGUACAUAACGUGUAUAUACAUAGACUGAGCCGUUCGUAAUUAUAGGACAUUGCAUUUUUAUAUAAAUAAAACUAAAAAAAAAUUAAAAAAUCUUAUGGACCCAAAGUGUUGAACGCUAGUGUUAAGUGUAUGUAACCGGUUCUCGACGGUACGGACCGGUCGAAUCCGGCUAUCACCGGUUUUACUUCGGUCACGAUGCGACCUCGCGGUUUUCUGGGAUUGCAGGCUGUGUGUGAAUGAAGCAUAGCUUGUAAACGCAUCGACAAUAAGGCUACGCGUUGCACGCAUUCAGUAGCUAUAGUUAUAUUACAAACUAUAUUUAUAUAUAUUUUUGACAUUGUUAAUAUACAUUGAUUUCAAAAAUAGCAUCUUAGUGUACUGUACUGCCUGUGCGCAUAUCUAGAUUAAUCCAAAUAAAUCGUUAAAAAUUCUUUGGCUAAGUAGGCGUUGAUGCAGAAUAAGGCAGUAGCUUUUGGUAGUUAAGUGGCAACACUGUGGUGCUGUCGUGUCUAUGGGCAAUGGCGGGCGAUUUUGAAUCUGUCAAUUUUUACCAGGCUCUCAGGGGGUCUAUCAUGAUCUUUUCUAUACAAAUUUGAUGGGCGAUUAUUGCUUAAUUUAUCCCUUAUUUAAUUAACAAUAGGGUCUUUCCUUUUUGUCAUUCGACAAAGACGUGUUAGUUCCAUUUUACAAUUGCCAAAGCUACCUAUUCUUAACAUUCUAUAUUAAUUAAAAAGCUGGAAAGAAAAUCGUUAUAAUCGCUCGCAGUUGUCCUAAGACCGGUAUCUGUUGUACAGUUACGUUUCGUGUGGGUCUAGCGGGAAUAUUAUAAAAUAAAAUUUACUAUAAUCUUUCUGUAUACUGUUAAAAUAUAGCCAAUAAUAUGUUUAUUAAUUACACGUGCCUCUAAUAAUUCUCCGCUAGGCCCGAACUAUUUAUGGCCCCGUAAAAUCUGUCGGAAAGACUGGCUAUUAUGCUAUUUAGACGAAAUUUGUAAAAAGUAAUUUUCGGUAGUGCUAGUUUUCGAUGUUAAUUUUGAAGGUUUCGAGCGUUCGGAAACGAUACGAUAUAAUAAUUAUUAGAUAACUGAAACGCUAAACGUGAGAGGUCCUUUUUUUAAUACUGCCAACUUGUUCACGACACAAAAAGCAUAUGGGUUUUAUUUUGUUUUAAGGUUGCAUGCACGUAAUGGGCCACUCGCGGGGAUGUUUGUGGUCCUCCUAUUAGACAUUGAUAUUAAAAAAUCUUUCUCAACAAGUUUUAAAUCACAUAGAAAAGUAAAUAGCCCCGUAAACGUCACUACCGCAUUAGUGCGCGAAGCUUGCUGUCGAGUACAUAUUUUAUUCGCAUAAUUAUUAGCAUAAUCGAUCUGCCAAUUUAAAGGUGGAAUGUCAAUCUUCAUACCUCAACUGUCAAUACACAUGACAGUUGACAUACGAUGUCACAACAUCCCUGCGACGACGUACAUUUCGUUUUUUUUGUAUAAUACGUGAGUUUCGCAUAGAUUAAGUAUAGACAUGUAUUGAACACGUUCAGUUUUUAUGACGCGUCUGUGUUGAAUAGCCGUUUCGAAUUAGCACAAAUUCAUUGAAACUAAAUUCGACAGCUGACUUUGACAGCUUGACAGUUAAAUCGUAAAUUUGACGUUCUCUCAUUUCGUUUAUGCACUAAUACGCACUCCACGUCAAACUAAUUCUCAUGAGUUUACAAAUCUUGUGAUUUUAAUACAGACGUGUCAAAAAAAUAGUUGCACUAACUUGCUCAAUAUGGUUUUUUAUUCGGUUGUUAAGUUGACAAAUGAAUUUUUCAAUUAGAGAGACGAAUUUCCUCUAAAAGUUCACAGCGUUUAACAUGUAAAAAUUCAAUGAAGUUGAACAAAAUCCUCUUCCUUCUUGAUUAAUUCAUGGCUAAAUAAUCUUAUGUAUAUUACACUAAUAUAAACAAAGUUAAGGGUGUGACGAUUAUUUUUUCUUUUUUUUCUAGUGUAUAAGGAUGCUUUUUUAUUAAUAUUAAGAGCUAACGAUUCAUUGGAUUUCGGUGAUAUCAAUUUGCUGUUGAAAUUAGUUUACAAAACCCCAUAACUCUGAAUAAAACGAUGAAUUAAACUUU